Molecule: messenger RNA, 2676 nt
Organism: Cavia porcellus (domestic guinea pig)
Lineage: Eukaryota; Metazoa; Chordata; Mammalia; Rodentia; Caviidae
Gene: Coil
Product: coilin
Exons: 7
Coding region: 42-1799 (585 amino acids)
Biological process (GO): spliceosomal snRNP assembly
Cellular component (GO): Cajal body
Molecular function (GO): U1 snRNA binding; U2 snRNA binding
Source: RefSeq, a predicted model, not a curated record
ACCCCCGUGGUCUCUCUCGGCCUCCGUUGAGCAGGAGCAACAUGGCAGCCUCCGAGAUGGUUAGGCUUCGGCUUCAAUUUGACUAUCCGCCUCCAGUCACCCCGCAUUGUACGGUCUUCUGGCUUCUGGUAGACAUGAACAGAUGCCGAGUCGUCACAGAUCUCAUUAGUCUCAUCCGUCAGCGUUUCGGCUUCAGUUCUGGCGCCCUCCUAGGCCUCUACCUGGAUGGGGGGCUCUUACCUCCCGCCGAGAGCGCGCGCUUGGUGAGGGACAACGACUGCCUCAGAGUCAAGUUAGAAGAUAUUGCUGUUCCUGAACUUUCUGUCCUAGUCAGCAAUGGUGGUGAUACUCACUUAUCAGCUGUGAAAGCCAAGAAGCGGACUUCUAAGUUGGAAGAGGAUGAAGAAACCGAACUAGGUUAUCUACUCUCAAAAAAGCACUGGAAGAGGCAAGAGACCAGCGGCAGCAACAGCAAGGUCUCAGAGCUGUACCUAAAAGCUGUCCCAGAACAGCCUGUGAGGAAAAAAAGCAAGCGAAAAAGCAAAGCAGCCUGUGACACAGUGGAAGAUGAUGACAGAGAGGCCAGAAAGAAGUCACCAAAGAAGAAGGAGAAGCGCGAGUGUAAGAAACAGACCAAGAACCACAGGUUUCUGAAAGCACAGGCCGUAAAAGAGUGGAGCACCCCCAACUGUAGCCCCCCCAAAGGCUCUACUGGCAACUGCGUGGGCAAAGCCAGGAGGAAAGGCGGGGCAGGUGCGGGGGCCAAGGACAGUGCCACCUCCUCUUCGGAGUCUGAGUCUUCUCACAGCUUGGGCAGUGAGGGGCGCAGCAAUGCCACUCCGGAGGCUGAGAAUUCCUCUGAGAAACCGGCAGCUGACUUUGCAAGGGAAGGGCCCACUACGAAGCACAUGGUGGCCAGCAAACCGUGUACGAAAGCCGCCUUUAACCUGGGCCCCGGCCAGGACAAGACCACCAGGGCCUCCUUGUCGUCUGGUUCGGACUCCAGUUCGGACUCGGACGAUGAGCGCGAGGCCCCCAGGCAGGUGCCAGAGCAAGGGGCUAGCUUCUCAAAGACAGCCGGUGCGCUGGCAGGAAGGGGCGGUCUGGCGUUGGGGCCCUCGCAUGUGGUGACGGGGGCCCUGGGAUGGAAGGCUUCUGACCAAAGCCACGACAGACAACCUGGCCUUCUGCCCAGCUUCGGAAGAGGGUGGGGUCGAGGAGAGGACCUUCUUUCUUGGAAGGGGCCGAGGGGACGGGGCAUUCGGGGGAGAGGUCGAGGACGAGGCCAUGUUCUGUCCUGUGUCUUGACUAAGAACUCUGAGAAUCUGAAACAGCAGCAACUACAAGAGACCGCAACAAAUUUAUCCACCAUCAUCCAGAAUCCAGUAGAGAUACCCAAGAAGGACUAUAAUUUGUUACCACUCUUAGCAGCUGCCCCACAAGUUGGAGAAAAGAUUGCAUUUAAGGUAUAUUUUACAUCAGCAACAGUUACAGCAAAAAAGCUUUUGGAACUAACGUCUGAUUAUUCUCCUGAUGUCUCCGACUAUAAGGAAGGAAAACUACUGAGCCAUAAUCCAGAGACCCAGCAAGUAGAUAUAGAAAUCCUGUCAUCCUUACCUGCUAUGAAGGAACCUGGGAAAUUCGACUUGGUUUAUCACAAUGAAAAUGGAACCGAGGUGGUGGAGUAUGCUGUGACACAGGAGAAGAAGAUCACUGUUUUCUGGAGAGAGCUGAUUGACCCACGGCUGAUCAUUGAACCCGCAAGUAACACCUGCAGUACCGAACAUGUCAGAGUGUGACUGCCCCACAUUGCAGCUUAUAAACGUCUGCUUGGGAAAGUGACUGCAACCUGAGGUUUUUUAAAAAGAGAAGUUAGAAGUUGUGCGUAUUCUUUGUUAUCUUCAUCUCAUUGUAGAGGAAAAAAAAUCUACCUCAUUGCUUGACACUGAGUGUUGUUUUUUUCCUUGAGGUUAACUUCAGAUAACAAAAUUUAAAACUUAACAUUCCCCAAAGGCAUUGUUAGAUGUUUGGUUUCUUUUUCUACUUUUCUGACCAUUGGAGUAUCGGAGUAUUGGAGUUCUUGUACCAAGUACGAGAACAGGCUGCGUAUCUUGUCUCGAUAAGUUUUAUUAGGUAGCAUUUUAAAAAGAUUAAAACAUGUUGCUUUACCUAAUUUUUUAAUGUUUGAGGUGUUCCAUUCAGUGUGGAACAUCUUACAAAUUUCAAGUAUUUUAUACUUGUAGUUGCCGAGAAUUAACAGGCAGUUGGAUUUGUUAUGGGCAGUGAGUUAAGGGACCCUUUCACCUUUUUCCAAUUUAAAAUUUAAGGGUUUUCAGAGGCCCAUGUGCAGAGCAGUGAAGGUAGCUUCUCAGGUGUGCUCGGAGGAGAGGCCAGGUGCUCAGGCUCGGGCUCGGGCUCGGGCUCGGGCUCCGGCUCGGGCUUGGGCUCGGCAGGAGGGUCCCUGCGCACCUCUGAGCAGUGAUGUGCUGUUUUCCUGCAAGAUGCUGGGCACCUGGCUCCGUGUGUGGAAUGAGGAUCUUGAAGAGAAAUUGCCUUUUCUGUUAUUCAGAAGCUAAAAUGGCUAAAUAUAUGAUGUGAAAAGUGCUUUCUUUUAACAAAAGAUCAGAUCUCUCCUUCAGCUUUGCAAAUUUCUAAAUAAAAUCAUAUUGAACAUAA